UCCGCUCGCGCUCAGCCGUUCUCAACUUUCUCCAAAACACUUUCGGCUGCCACGAAGCAAACAACCCGUGUUCAGUCCGGACGCUUUUUUCUCUCCCGGCGUCUCACCUCUUAACUUGUCACCAUGAGUACCAUGGCCUCAGAGAACGUGUUUUUGUCCGCCUUACAGCCCAACACCUCGGUCACCACCUACGGGCUCCCGUCUGAAAUCCAGCUGGGGAACGGGGGCUCCAUGUCGGACGAGAUGUCCAGAGCGCGGCGCGUCCAGCAGCAGGUCCAGAUGAGACUGGCCGAGAAGCCCACACUUCCGCGGCAGAAUGGAUCAGCCUCACACUACGCCAUGUCAGACUACGGCGGUUCUUCAGCAGUGAAAUAUCAAACCUAUAACCCAAGUUUCAGCUCCAAGUCGUCCUACAUGUACUCAGGCUCUAGAACAAUGGGUCCUCAAGUAGCCCAGAGGUCGGGCUUCAGCUGCCAGUCUGCUGCCCCAGACCUGGCCCAGUUCCACAGGAUCAGUGUUGGAGGCGGUGGAACUGGUGGCGGUGUUUACCGAGAAGACAUGCGCAUGUCCAACUACCAAGCCGGCAGGCAACAGAGCCGAAUGGACCCAGAGACCCUCUCCAUGCAUUCAAUGCGGAUGCAGACAGUGCCUGUAAAUCCAUGGAUGGUUGACGGCAGCGAUGCUGGCAGCAUGGUAUCCGACCGGGACGCCACCUACAACCGCCAGGGCACACUCAAUGGCUACACCAGCCAGAUGAGGCAAGCAGGAGGCAACAUGACCUGUACGCAUCCCAUGCAUCCCAUGCGCCGAUCUCUUAGUGGCACUCUUUCCCGCAGUGGAGGGAUGACAGGAGGAGAGGUGGAGGUCGUCCAGCAACAUUCCUUCAAAGGCCCAGCCCACCGCACCAUCAGCAGGAUUACAAACCGAAACAACCGCAUGAGUAUGGGCUCCGUGUCUGGGGGCUCCUACGUUAGAGGAGGAGACACAUUGGAUAGGGGGUUCAUAGCAUCCGGAGUUUCCUCUGCUUCCCAGGGGAACAUAAUUAUGCAGCGUCCGGGCACCCUGUCCCGUGCCAUGUCAAUCAAAAGCAUGCAUAGUGUCGGCAAGGGCAUGGACAUCUACGGCGGGCAGAACGAGAUUGGAAUCAGCAUGGGCAACCUCAGCGGGAUCCACUCCUUGGACAUGUCCACAGCAGUGCAACACCUGAGGGAGUCCGACCAUGAUUUGCAGGUCCUGGGUGCCGCCUACAUUCAACAUGAGUGUUACAAUGACAGCGACGCCAAAAAUGAGGUGCGUCGCUUCAAGGGCAUUGGGGAGCUGGUGAAGCUGUUCAACAGUGACAACCAGGAAGUGCAGCGUUAUGCCACUGGCGCCACACGCAAUCUCAUCUAUGAGAAUAUGGACAACAAAGUGGCCCUGAUCGAGGAGGGCGGCAUCCCACAGCUGGUCGAGGCGCUCAAGGAGACAGACGAUGAGCUCCACAAAAAUAUCACAGGUAUCCUGUGGAACCUUUCAUCCAAAGACAAUCUGAAGGAGAAACUGGCCAGGGAGACGCUGCCUGAGCUGACUGAGAAGAUCCUCAUCCCUCUGUCUGGAGGCGGAGACUCUAUGGACGUCAAUCUCUCCCCCUCUGAGGCCGACAUCUUCUACAACACCACAGGAUGCCUCAGAAAUCUGAGCUCUGUGAACGAAAAGACCCGUCAGCAGAUGAGAGAGACACACGGACUGGUGGACUCUUUGGUGGGCUACGUCAAGGCCUCCCUGGAUGACAACAAGUCAGAAGACAAGGGGGUGGAGAAUGCAGUGUGUGUCUUGAGGAACCUCUCCUACCAGCUGUACAGUGAGAUGCCUCCUUCUGCUAUGCUGCGCCUUGAAGGACCAACCAGAGCUCAGGACACAGGGAAGGGUGACGCCAUUGGCUGCUUUACACCUCAGAGCAGGAAAGCCAAAAAUAGCAAGAACCAGGAUCUGUCCACUUUCACCGAGGUUGCUCGGGUGCCAAAGGGUGUGGAGUGGCUGUGGCACCCUCAGAUAGUUGGGGUGUACAACCGCGUGCUGCAUCAGUGUGAGAUCAACUCCACCACCCGCGAGGCAGCUGCUGGAGCUCUGCAGAACAUCACAGCUGGAGACAAGAGGUGGGCGUCGGUGCUGAGCCGAGUGGCUCUGGAGCAGGAGCGCAUGCUGCCCGUGCUGCUGGACCUCCUACGUACCAACAAUGACCUGGAGCUGCGUUCCCUCACCGGCUUCCUCCGAAAUCUGUCCCGCCAUGCCAGGGAUAAGGGCGACAUGGCAACAAAGGUGGUGAACAACCUGGUGACCAAGCUGCCUGCUGACGGACACCAGAAGGAGCCCUCCAGCGAGGUGGUGGUCAACAUCUGUGGUGUUCUCAACAACCUGGUGACCGGCAGCUCUUUAGCUGCCAGAGACAUCGCCUUCUUUGACGGCCUGGCGAAACUGGUCGCCAUCAAGAACACACGUGACAGCAGUUCUGGGAAAAUGAAAGCGUCCAAAGCAGCAGCCACAGUUCUCAGCAACAUGUUCCAGUACAAGAAACUGCACAAACAGUACAAAGACAAAGGGUUUACAAGACCGGAUUUUGCAGAUUUGACUCUCUAAAACAAAAGUAAUGUUGUAAAAGUUCACUUUAUAAAACGGCCCUCAGUCCUGCAUCCUAUGGAAGAAAUCUUUCCAGGUAUGCAGGAGUAAAUAAACUCUUUCUACUAUUCAAAGAUAACAUAGGCUCAGUCUUUAUCUGCCAUACUUUGUGAUAAGAACAUGAACACAUAAGUGACGGAGGAUCUUCCUGAUGGGGAAAAAAAAGAAAGGACAUCCUGCAUAUUUUAAAACUCAAUGGACAUCAGUACAGUGCAAGAAACGUGGAUCCAGUAUGAUGGACUAUUGAUGGACUCUGAUACAUAUGUGUGUACCUUAAACCAUUUACUGUCUUUGUUUGAACUGUCUGUGUGUUUAAUGUGGAAUCAGGGAUUUCUUUUCUGUCAGAGCAACAUGUUUCCAGAUGAAACCGCAGCUGUUUGUGGUCCGUGGCCGUUUUUAAAAACAGUGUCAAACUGUUCAUUGACAAUAUAGUGAACACUUGUGCCUUAUCCUCUCGCUGUUGCACUUAAUUAACAGCAUGAAUGCAACAUGGCUGGUACUAACAUGGCAUCUUUUUUGUAAAUAAUGCUUUCUCUCUUACACAGAAAUCAGAUGAAAUAUUUUGUAUACUGUAGCUAUGUACUUUGUUUUUGUAGUUUUUGGAUAGAUAAAUAUGUCUUCAUAUGUAACAUAGUUAUAACUGAAUGUAAACCAGAGGAUAUUUAGAAAUACAGAAAUUUUGAUGUUAAUGCAUUUGAUUUAGAAAUCUGGGGAUAAUGAUUGUACCUUCAAAGUUGACUUUUGUAUUUACCUAUGUGCUUUUUAAAGUUGCGAAAUCUGUGUUAUACAAAAUGCUGAUAUGUCUUUUUAAUCACUUUGUCAAACAGAACUCAAAGUUUUUUUUUCUUUAACAUGUCAUUGUAUCUGCCGUCUAAUGUUAUAAAUACUGUGUGUGAAACAGGGGUGAAAGGAUACGGUCCUAACUUAACUAACAAAUACAAUAUUUGUUUAGUGUUUGAGACCAAUUGCAAUAUUCACACACUGUUUAAACUAUUUGACAUUGGACUGUUGAAUACUUUUAAAACUCUUUGUGCAACCUGUUUUCGUAUUUAAGCAAAAUAUUCAAUUAAAAAAAAAAAAAACCCAAUUAAAAAUGACUACUCUGUGGAAUAAAUGGUAAUUGUGUG
Messenger RNA from Seriola aureovittata, 3782 nucleotides. RefSeq names its product plakophilin 3a (gene pkp3a). The record is from RefSeq and is a predicted model, not a curated record. Gene Ontology annotation, biological process: cell-cell adhesion; cell-cell junction assembly. Lineage: Eukaryota; Metazoa; Chordata; Actinopteri; Carangiformes; Carangidae. Gene Ontology annotation, molecular function: cadherin binding. Gene Ontology annotation, cellular component: cytoplasm; adherens junction; nucleus. The transcript has 13 exons. The coding region runs from base 124 to 2616 and encodes 830 amino acids.